Molecule: messenger RNA, 1365 nt
Organism: Rhodamnia argentea
Lineage: Eukaryota; Viridiplantae; Streptophyta; Magnoliopsida; Myrtales; Myrtaceae
Exons: 3
Coding region: 58-1248 (396 amino acids)
Biological process (GO): male meiosis II
Source: RefSeq, a predicted model, not a curated record
CUCUCACUCAGAAGUCAAUGAACGCUUGCGAAUCAGCUGUUUGAAACUUGACCCUUCAUGAUGGGUUGCCUUUUGGGUUGUUUUAAUGCUUCCAAGCAUCAGAGACGCCACAAAUCAGCUCAAAUCUCUCCGUCCAAGCCUCAAAGCCAGGCCAGAGCUCUUUUACCUGCCGGAUCCACAGAGAAAGCAGACUCUGAAGCUCUCAUUGAGAUCAAAACGGAUUCAUGUGUAAGUGAUGAGAAGCAAUUGGAGGAGCUCAGCCGUGGCAAGAAGAAGGUUGCAUCUGAUUUGAAUGUCAAGAUUCACGAGGUUUUGCCUGCUGUUGAAGAAGAAGAAGAAGAAGAAGUUGGAGUUGGUGAUGUUUGGAUUGAGGUAAAAGAGGCGGGCGAGAGAGAAAGCGAAUCAGUCUGUCGUUCCACUUCAAUAGAAUCCAAUGGGUCAUCUUGUGCUUUGAACAAUAGAUACACGAAUUGCGCAAGUAAUGAUGACGAGCUUGGACGCACCGACCUCGAAGAAAUGGAUGUAGAAGAGGACGGUGUCGGAGAUGGCGGAGUUGGUGUUUGUGGUGGAGAGAUUGCGGCACAAGAAGAAUCAUCCGAGUCUCUGUUUUCUCUGUCGAUAGAUUCUAGGAAACAUUUCUUUGUCGCUGAAGUUGGGGAAAAGGAGGAGGUUAACAGUCCAUUCCCCGUGAAGAGUUCAUGCGGAAAUGAGCUCAACAGGUCUGCUUUCAACCAGAAUGCUCGACUUAGGAGCGAGCACGUCGAUGCGGCGCUGAACCCAAUUGAAAAUCUUCCUCAGCGGAAAGCCGUCACAGGAAGAGCAAAUUCUCCAGUAAAGAACCAGGACAAAGAGAAUGUCCACAAGGGGCAAGAGGUUCUUUUGUCCACCGGACCAAAGCCCACUUUCACGCCAGCCAAUCACCUUUGUAAACCGAGUUCAAACAAUUCUAGGUUCGCAGGCCAAGAAAUUGCAGUUGAUACAAGCCUUUCGAGCUGGUUGGUUGAUUCUGAAGCCACGCCCAAGUCCAAAUGUAGCAAUGACUCGGUGGGAAAUUCACCAUCAGAAAGAGCUAGCACGCCCAGGAGUGACAAAGGCCAGCCAGUUGAGGGAGUUCCUAUUGCAGAAGACCUCAGGCAGUUCUCUGCUUCUGCAUCUCCGAGGCGGUCAGGAGGCCGGACUCCUGACAAACCGCCUGUUUUAGGUACGGUGGGGAGUUAUUGGAGCCACACUGGGCAAGCGGUGGAGUAGGACUUGGGCUCUUCGUGCAAGCUUUCUUGUAAUGUGAAGGAGAGGUACCUGUGGAUUUUGGAUAAUCAGUGUAAAUUUUUUUUAGCUGGCAGUGUUUACUGACAAGCUUUCUUGUUA